Plasmodium vivax (malaria parasite P. vivax) is the source of this 817-nucleotide messenger RNA. RefSeq names its product protein transport protein sec61 beta 1 subunit, putative. Gene Ontology annotation, cellular component: Sec61 translocon complex. NCBI's taxonomy places the organism in Eukaryota, Apicomplexa, Aconoidasida, Haemosporida, Plasmodiidae. The transcript has 4 exons. The coding region runs from base 418 to 657 and encodes 79 amino acids. The record is from RefSeq and is a predicted model, not a curated record. Gene Ontology annotation, biological process: intracellular protein transport.
ACACUUCUUAAUAUUUUAAGAAAAAAAAAAAAACAAAACAAUUGCAAGUAGCCAUAAACAAAAGGAACAUUCCAUCAAACGAAGUUGCAAAAUAGGAAACGCGAACGAACGAGCGAAGCGCGGCGCGAUCCAAAGUGACGAAGGAAGCAUACGAGGGAACGCGAGCAGCCGCAUUCGGUCGCUUUUGGUCGCUUUUGGUCGCUUUCGGUUGCUUUCAUCUGCCUCCACCCGGCUCCACCGGCUCCACCGGCUCCACCGCCUCGAACGCCUCGAACGCCUCCAACGCCGCCAUCCUUUCCAACCACCCCCGUUCACCUCGGCCAACGCGAAACGAAGAGAACUAGCGGACGCAGCAGGACGAAGCAACUGACCCCAUUUAGAGACCACUCCCUUCCAUAAAUUAACCACUUGAGCAAAAUGAACAGUUCACCUGUUAUCGUCGGUGGUAUGAGAACCCCCGCCAGACGAAGACAGAGCACAGCAUCAGCAUCGAGCAAUUCCAAGCCGAGAGGAAGCAACAGUGGAAAUACCAACAGCAUCGUCAAGUUCUAUGGAGACGACUCGCCAGGAUUUAAAUUAACCCCCCAAACGGUCCUCAUCUCCACGCUGAUCUUCAUGGCGACCGUAGUGAUACUGCACAUUAUUAGCAAAAUUUAAAAAAAAAAAAAAAAAAAAAAGCACGCAUGUAUGUACACACGUAUGUACAUACGUACUCACGUAUGGGUGUGCAUAUGAAUGUACGAAGGAAGACCUUUUUGUUUCCAUCCCCCUGGGCAGAUUUAGGGGGAACUCUCCCUGUGCACAUAUAUAACGCGAA